UCGCUAGAAUCGCGUCGUGCGUCGAGUGAAUCGCCUGUGUUGGCUGCAGGCUCUUUUGUAAUAUAUUACCUUUAACAACGAUCAACAUUAUUACCAGUUACAAUUUCAAUUCCAUAAAGAAAUCAUCGGAGUAAUAGUGACAGUUAAAUAUUUCCGUUGAUUUCAGAAAAAUUUUGCGUAAAUGAUAGCCCAGCAGAUUAGGUGAAGUGAAUACAUACAGUACACGUAGAAAAUUGUAUAUUAUACGUACUCCCAAAUUGAUCCAACGCUGAAAGUAGUAGCUGCUUCGGUAGUCUUUUGUUAUUAUUUUAUCCAAAGAUUUUCCCUUGUUUCUAGUUUAUUAUGAUAUACUGGCUGCCAAAGAGGCGCUUUAUCAAAAGGUAGAGAGUCUAAUUGGUGGAAAUCUGAAGAAGUGCGAUGACAGGUGUUAUGCUAAACUCUAUUGCGAUCGGAAUUAGACGUAGAGCAACGCUAGACGGUCACCUACUGUGAAAAAUUGUGUCCGUCAACUUCUUCUUCUCCUCCUCCUCCUCCUCCUCCUUCUUCUUCUUCCAAUACUUCGGUUUGAAAAGUGUCGAUAAAUCGUGUUGAGAAAUCAUGAAGGCUCUCCGGUGCCUUUCCUUGGUUUUGGCUCUAUCUCUGGCUGCACUUGUUUUCUCGUCUACCGGAACAUUUCUUUUAUGGGCGAUGAAGGUAUCGAUUGUCACCUACUUAAUCGUCUUUGGAAUUCUACCGCUCGUUUUUCAUUACUCCUACACGAUACAAAGGAAAAUAUUAUUCCUAAACUUUGAUAUUCUCGUUGAUUCAGUUUACUGGCCUCGAAGCGUGGACUUUGAAAAACCAGAAGCUGUGGGACUUGAAGGCGCCCGGAAUUUCUACGUCAAGACUGAUCAAGAUGUGAACAUUGGAGCAUGGCAAAUUUUACCUCGAUCUCUAUUAAACACGUCAAUUUCUUGCACCUCUGAAGCAUUCGAAUCUGUUUUGGCAAGUUCAAAACGUCCGGUUAUUCUGUACAUGCAUGGAAACAGUGGGAACAGAGCCAGCGGACACAGACUGGAGUUGUACAGGCUUUUUCAAAACCUAGACUACCACGUUGUCUGCUUUGACUACCGAAGCUAUGGUGACAGCGACGACGUCGAUCUGUCCGAGACAGGAGUCGUCGCAGACAGCAAGUACAUGCUGGAGUGGUUGAUAAAAAAAGUAAAGAACUCUGCGCCAAUUUAUGUCUGGGGUCAUUCGCUAGGAACUGGAGUCGCUUCGCAUGUCCUAGCUCUAAUGGCAUCUGAAGGUGUUCGUAUUGCGGGUCUUUUCCUGGAAGCUCCUUUCAACAAUAUUGCGGAUGAAUUGAGCGAGCACCCGUUUGCACAGCUAUUCAAACACUUGCCGUGGUUUCAUUGGAUGAUUGUUCAACCGUUUUAUGACAACGAAUUGAGAUUCGAAUCCGACAAACACAUUACAAAGAUCGAAUGUCCGAUUAUGAUUCUGCACGCUCAAGAUGACGGUGUCAUACCUUUUUUCCUGGGCGAGAAGUUAUAUAAGGCGGCUUUGGAGUCCCACGGAAAUGAAACGCAACGAGUUCAAAUGGAACGGAUAGAUGCUGCACUAGGUCUAGGUCACAAGUGGAUAUGUAGAUACGACAAACUGCCGGAACUGAUUACAAAUUUUCUAGCCAAAUCGACCAAAACUACUCAAGCUUUAUGAAGCGUUUGACCAAAGCAUGUCAGACUUAGUAUAAUUUUUUUACCAUGUACGUCCGGACGAAGAAAUGUUCAAUACUCUUUCGACGGUACCCGAGAAGAUGGAUAUAGGCGAGACGAUAAUGCGGGAGAAUUAGAUAUCGUCUAGAAAAGCGGUAAAUCAAUAUUUUUUUAUAGCAUAUUUUCUUUAUACUCUAUUAUAACUUUCACUCUCAGGUCUCAAUUAUAGCAUCGAACAAUAAUAUUAUUACGUAAUGGGCAUAUAUAGAUAGGUAGGUAAAAUAGUUGUUUCUAGUGUGAAGAGAAUUUUUUAUUCGCAUCAAAUUUCAAAUCAACGAAUUGCUAUAUGUUUUUUUUGGUUAAUAUUCCUUUCGCACGCCGGAGGACCAGUCACGUUUCUUGGAGUAUUUCAUAAGUAGCUGUUAGGGAAUUGUCAUGCACGUUUGCAAAUGGAUUUCUCAACGUUUUUCAGACUCUUUCAACGAGUCAAAAACUACUUAAAGUAUAUCUACGCACCCGAUCUUUAAGAUCCUUGUAUACAAUUUAUGUAAUUCAAUAAUCGUGUUUUGUUGAUUAUAACUCAAGGCUUGCUAGACUAUAUUGCGAUGCAAAAAAUUCAUUGAAGAAAACGUUCUAAAAGUUAGUUUACGACGCAAUGUUCACUGUAAAGACAAAGUGUGGAAAGUAGCGAAAAUUAUCGAAUGUUUUUACGACGAACAUUUUGCAAGCAAACAUAUUAGGAUGGCUUCAUUGCAAGUUCUGGAGUGUCGUAUUGGGAUUCUUCCAACUUGACGCCGGUGCAAUUCGAUAGUUGUUAAUUACACGUCAAACGUGUAUAAUAUCAACGAAGCAACGCUUUUGUAGAUUAUUGCAAUCACGUUGGUGUUCGAUAUGAAACUAGUAUUACUACGAUCAACGAUUGGUACGUAUACGCGUAUUGUAUUUCGAUUUCCUCAACGGUAAAUGUAUACAAUACGUUCGUUGUUGUUAGGGUUUUUUGUAAGUGAUAUUAUAUUUAAAUGGCCACAAAUGGUCCUUGUCCUACACUUUUAUUGUACACAAGGUAAACAAUUGUUAUAAUUUUCUUAUUUAAUUUACAAAUUAAUAUUCUACUCUUCGUAUUUUCUCGUGCUUCAUAUCUCAGGCCUUUUGACCUUUCACGUAUUAUCAGAUGAUGGGCAAUAAGAUUGGAUGACUUUUUUUUAAAACUGUGUCAAGAAAGGAACUCGUAAGCUGAAAAGAAAAGAUAGAGAGGGAGAUAGUGAGAAAGAGAGCAAACUGGAACAUACAGCAUCAUAUGCAAACGAGAACACAAAAUAUAUGUUGAAGAGGUAAUAACAAUACAAAAGGCGAAUGUUGGCAAGUAACAGAAAAGAACAAAAAAUAUGUACACAUACGCAUAUGUAUAUUUAUUUAUUUGAAAAUUAAAUUCACUCAGUAUGUAAUACGCGAUGCGUAAAGUUGGUUUUGAUAAAACAGAUUGUUCACCCGAUCCAUCCUUACCGACGUGUCUAGAUGUGGUGAAAAAAAAGUGAAUGAACAAAACGAAGAAAAAAAAAACUACGCAGUGAAUGCGGGUAGAUGGCGCAGCCAGUCCGUCUGUGAAUGCCGGAAAUUUCCUAGAAAUAGUCCGCCAUACCCAAGAGGACAAUGAACCCCUCCCCCUCCCCUUUCGGUCGUUGAUACAACGUUUUACGAAUCGAAUGAUGAAUAAAUCCCUCGUGGUACCAAUAAGGGGCGCAUGACGAAAAAAAUGAACAAAAAUCGUAGAAACGUUGAAAACAUGUGACCGAUAGUGUGUCGUGAUGGUAAAAUGCUAGUGUUCGGUAUCGAAGAGUGCCGCGUAGUUGUAUUCGGCCGGUGAAAAGUCGGUUGGUACAGCAGGGCGACCGCCCGCGUAGGUAGAAUUGUUACGCUUUCGAAGUGGCCGCGGAGGAAAAAACUCGAAGUAAAAAGUAAAAAGACUAAGGCAAAAGAAGAGGGGUAGCAGAAAAAAAAAGAAAGAAAGAAAGAAAGAAAAAGAGAUAAAGAAUAAGAAAGAAGCAGGGGGAAAAAAACUACGCCGUUGGUUCGUACGGCUCCUCGGGUUUGUCGACGAGACGACGACGACGACGAUGACGAUGCGCGCGUUACUCGGCGUGAGCUGCGCAGUAUCUCACUGCGCACGGGGCUUGUUUUGCUCAGUCAAGGAGAGUACGAGAGUACGAGACGCGGCUACAGCACGGGCAUGGUUGAUGCUCUCGUGGUACGGCAUUGUAGUAAACAACUCGCGUUCGGUUUGCGUAUCAAUCGUUGAACAUCUCUGAAUCAAGGGUGAAUAACGGUGUUGUGAUUACCGGUCGAUAUUAGCCGGAAGUGAUAGGCGGUAAUAGUUUGUUUUUAGUGCUGUUGGUGGUCUUUAACCUCGACAAAGUGGUGCGUCUGGUGGUGGUGGUGGUGUAGUGGUGGUGUGAUGGUGGUGGUGCUGCUGCUGCUGCUGUUGGUACGUUCGAAAAAUGUUGCAGCACGGGUGGGCAAGUUUGGAACGCCACAAGAAAACUGAGCCAGUGAUCGCUAAAGUGGGGGGAUUGUGAAGAAGGAAAGAGGAGCAAGAAGAAGAAGAUAAUUAAAUAAAAUAAAAUAGAAGAAAAUCGAGCAGCGGAGGCAGAAAUAAAGUGAAUUAAAUGAACAAUUAAUUAAACGUUGAAGGAAAAAUUAACUGUCAAUUUCCAUCAUCAUCGUCUUCUGCUUCUUUGUCGUCGUAGUUGUGUUUUCUUGGUCCGACCGUGUCUGACUCUUUUUCUUCGUUUUAUGUGUGCGUGUGCGUGUGUGUGUGAGAGAGAGAGGGAGAGAGAGAAGAAUUAACAUCGCUUUUUGGAAUUAAAUUACAUACCGUCACAUGACGCGUGUCGUCCGUAAACAUAACAAUGUGAAAGUUAUUGAACCAAAGUUGACGUUAGUAAGUGUAUAACAAAUAACGAUUAACAACGAUUCGAAGAAUAAUUCGAUAAAAACUGUUGUAUAAAAAAGAAUCACCUCGGAAUAAGGGUUGUAAGAGACGAGAUAAAGGGGUUGGGAUGGUGUACGUGUGUAAAACGACGAUAUUGUGAGAGAAGGAAAAAAGAAAAAAAAAAAAGAUGCUGAAAACUAUCGAUGACAUUGUACGUGUAUGCGGUGUAAAGAAAUUGAAUAAAAGAAGAAAGAAAU
Molecule: messenger RNA, 4883 nt
Organism: Neodiprion virginianus
Lineage: Eukaryota; Metazoa; Arthropoda; Insecta; Hymenoptera; Diprionidae
Product: lysophosphatidylserine lipase ABHD12
Exons: 11
Coding region: 598-1701 (367 amino acids)
Biological process (GO): monoacylglycerol catabolic process; phosphatidylserine catabolic process
Cellular component (GO): endoplasmic reticulum membrane
Molecular function (GO): monoacylglycerol lipase activity; phosphatidylcholine lysophospholipase A1 activity
Source: RefSeq, a predicted model, not a curated record